UGUGUUAAAAUUGUUGAGAGAUGUUAUUAAUAGUCCGCAGAAUUGAAAUUGCUCUUCGAUGAGAGAGAGAGAGAAAGCAAUAGGCAAGAAACAAAGAAAUGGAGAAGAAGAUUAAUGGGAAUAGAUUUGAAGGAAAGGUGGCGAUUGUCACGGCUUCAACUCAAGGCAUCGGCUUCGGAAUCGCUCUACGGCUUGGCCUUGAAGGCGCCACCGUUGUCAUCUCCUCUCGGAAACAGAAGAAUGUGGACGAAGCUGUAGAAAAACUGAGGAGUAAAGGGAUUGAAGCUUUGGGAGUAGUUUGUCAUGUUUCAAAUGCACUACACAGGAAGAACUUGAUACAGAAAACGAUUGAGAUGUAUGGAAGGAUAGAUGUGGUGGUGUCCAAUGCUGCAGCCAACCCUUCUAUUGAACCAAUUCUGAAUACUAAAGAAUCCAUCCUUGACAAGCUGUGGGAGAUCAAUGUGAAAGCCUCGAUCUUACUCUUGCAAGAAGCAGCUCCUCACCUGAAAAAAGGUUCAUCUGUUGUUUUCAUUUCUUCUAUUACUGGCUACAACCCUCCUGCUGCAAUGUCAAUGUAUGGAGUGACCAAAACUGCCCUUUUCGGGCUUACUAAGGCAAUUGCUGCUGAAAUGGCCCCAGACACUAGAGUAAACUGUGUAGCACCUGGUUUUGUGCCCACAAAUUUUGCUUCUUUUAUAACAGAGAACAAGGAAAUUAGGAAAUCUGUCGAGGAAAAUACACAUCUGAAGAGGCUAGGAACAGUGGAUGACAUGGCAGCUGCUACUGCUUUCUUAGCGUCUGAUGAUGCCUCCUACAUUACCGGAGAAAUUCUUGUAGUUGCAGGGGGACACCCUUCCAGACUCUAAGGCAGAACAUUCACAACAUCUAGAACUUUUAUAAACUUUCUGAACACAGUUUUUGGGGUUCAUUUAGAUGUACUUCUAUGUGAGGAACGUUUAAAAGCGCUUCAAAAGCACAAAGCCAAAAUAAAGCUUAUACUAAGAUAUUGGGCACUUGUCUUCAAAUAUAUACGGAGUAAAAUUCUAGUUAUUAUGCAUGUAAUCGACAAAAAAACUGUCAAAUAACUUACUCCUUCC
Cuscuta europaea is the source of this 1097-nucleotide messenger RNA. Lineage: Eukaryota; Viridiplantae; Streptophyta; Magnoliopsida; Solanales; Convolvulaceae. The record is from the annotation of a GenBank genome assembly.